Molecule: messenger RNA, 1353 nt
Organism: Symbiodinium necroappetens
Lineage: Eukaryota; Dinophyceae; Suessiales; Symbiodiniaceae
Source: the annotation of a GenBank genome assembly
AUGUCCGAUUCGACCUCGUGGUUGUUCUCGGCUCCUUUGUCUUGGGAGGAAAUCAAUGCGACGGAGCCGUACUUACUGCCACCUGCGGCGGUGGACAUAUUCUAUGCUCCACUUGAUGUUGACUUGCUUCCAACCGACGAGGAUUCUGACACUUUGUCUUCUGCGUCUUUCUGGUCCUUGACGUUGUGGCUUCCCCCUCGUCGGUCUGCCCAGACGGAGAGCCCGGCCACCAGACGAGGCGCGCAGGACACGCAGUCUUGCAGUGUAACGCGUGGUGGCGCCGAACAACAGGCGGACAGAGGACAUCGCCGUGGCUUUCAAGCGCAACUCCCACCCGUUCUGAUGGACUCUGGCCUUGCAGCCAAAAACGAUGAGACGCGCGGCUAUGUGCCCCAGUACAAGCUGUACUUGCGCACAGCUUUUGCGCUCGGCGUCGAGCUUCCUCUGGGCACUAACUCCGACUUCAUGCCGCAGGAUACGCUCGCCAAGUGGGUGGAACAGAUGCGUUUUGCAUUGGCUUAUGCAGAGCGGAAAGAGGGCCGUGACGUCGAGUUCAAAAAAGAUGUCGUGGAAGCCGAUGGCAGUUCUUUCCUCAAGCAUGCUAAGACCUCCGACCCGACGCAUCUGAAUCGUAGACGAAUGAAGAAACCUGCUGCAACCAAGCAAGUUCUCAAGAAGAGUGCGAAGCCCAAGAUGAAAGCUCGUGGCACGAACCAAAAGAUUGUGCACCAUGGUCGCUUUCUCGUCAUGACUGGCCGUGAGUCCAACAAGACUGUCUUGCUGCCCACGCGAGCCAAGACUACUGCCAAAGGAGCACCGCCGCCUGUGGAAAGCAAGGAGGAGGUUCUCAAGGCGUACGAAAAGCACGUGGUUGCUGACACGUGCCUGGCUGCACACGACAGCGCUCGCUCGCUCGUGGCCGCCAGUGCUGAGAUGGGCAUGCCAGCUGCCACUGCCAGACAUAGUGUGGACGAGAUGACGCCUGUCAAGAAGCACAAGCUCAGCAAGCUCACCGACAAGCAAAAAAAACUUGUCAAGCAGCUCAGCACCCGCAAGCAGCCAGCUGCCGUGCUCACGCCGCGCACAGUCGCGGUCGUUGGCGGCGACAACAAGGCGGAAGCGCAGUUCUCCGCUGUCAAGAGGAUAAUGAGAAAGCAGAACCUCUUGGGCCGGACUUCGCCGAAGAUGAUCGACUAUGCUGUCUUGGCCACACAACGUCUUCGACGGCAGCCUGGCUAUUGGACCGUGCUGAAGGCCUUGGCGGUGUACAGACGAGAUCGUGUGCACGAGCUGGGGCACGCGCCUCACGAGUUUCUCGAGCCUGCAAAAGACACAGGCUGGCUGAAGCUCUGA